Molecule: messenger RNA, 1079 nt
Organism: Aspergillus nidulans FGSC A4
Lineage: Eukaryota; Fungi; Ascomycota; Eurotiomycetes; Eurotiales; Aspergillaceae
Exons: 3
Coding region: 19-666 (215 amino acids)
Source: RefSeq, a predicted model, not a curated record
GAUUUCGAAUAUUGCUGUAUGGAGUUGCUUCCUACCGAAAUUCUCUUCGACAUCGUGGAGCAUCUUUGCAACCGGGAGACCAAGACGCUUUCCCUCGUCAGUAAACGGGUGAGGGACGUUUGUUUACCAGUCUUAUUUCGCAAAAUCAACAUUGAAUUUUCGACCGAGGGUUUUGACUUGUUGGAAAGUCUUCUGAAGUCGAGCAUUCGUCGGUAUAUCGUCUCUUUCCAGUACAUCGUCCCAAAGUUGGUAAAACCUCAGAUACGGAAUUACGAGAUUUUUAGAACAGAGAUCCUUACCCCUGGCCAAUACGUCGAAGCAUGCGAAUACCACGACGACGUCGACAGUUAUGAGGAUUGGGACGAAAUGGAAUAUGUCUCAGGCGAUCAACCUUCUUAUACGCGGAUGUAUAAGACGAUACGACGUACCUGUGCGCGGCAGCAAGAGAUCAUAGAAGCAAGAAGGGAUUCGACAUUGAUGAAGCUCGCAUUUCAACAGCUUUCUAACUUGAAGGAAUUGGUGUUGGUAUUUAGUCAAGCACAAGGCGACGAGGACUGGGAAGAGGAAUACCAAGAGGAGUACGCGAACCUAUCCAAGGGAUUCAGCUCACCAGUCUCGAACAUUUUACCGACCCUAUGGUGGAAAGCCCAUAUCAGGACUCUCUGACGCUUCUUCUCACUGAGCUUGUGAGGCAUGCCUCUAGCCUACGAAUUGUCGAAAGUGAGUUGGCUUUGGGUCUGCUGUCUCGCGCAACUCUAAACAUACGUGAGUUACAUUUGUGCAUGCUUUCUACGAAGUCGUUCCUUGUAGGGAGCUUUCUACGAAGCAACGCGAAGUCAUUGCGCUCUCUCAGUGUUCACGACGCCGAACUCGAUGAUGAAAACGGGGCAGAUUUAACUCCUGCACAUGUUGGUGAUAUGGUCGAUUUGACAAUCGAAAGAGAGAAGUGGUGUGACGGAUUCCCAUGUUCGUGCUCAUUCGGGGAGGGAUGGAGAUUGUUCUUUAGUUCCGACGCUCUUAUUUCUGCCGCGGAAUCCAGGAAAAGGAAACGGCGAGCUUUUAUAGAAGGCCGAUUCUUG